AAAACAAAGUGUAUAAUCUUACAAAAAACAACUCAAUCAUGAUCGUUGAUUUAGCUUUGAAGUCUCCGAUGAUCCAUUCACCACAGUCCGACAAGGACUUGAAAGCUCUCAGGUUCAUUGAGGAGAUGACACGUAAUGUCGAUUUCGUUCAGAAGAAAGUCAUCAAGGAGAUACUUAGUCGUAACUCAGAGACUGAGUAUCUGAAACGGUUCGGUCUUAAGGGAUUCACCGACCGGAAAACAUUUAAGAACAAAGUUCCGGUUAUUACUUAUGAUGAUAUUAAACCGGAGAUUCAACGUAUAGCAAAUGGUGACCGGUCCAUGAUUUUGUCUUCUCACCCCAUCACCGAGUUCCUGACCAGCUCUGGCACUUCUGCGGGUGAAAGGAAGUUAAUGCCGACUAUUGAAGAAGACAUGGACCGACGUCAGCUUUUAUACAGUCUUCAGAUGCCUGUGAUGAACCUCUACGUGCCGGGACUAGGCAAAGGCAAGGCUCUACAUUUCUUGUUCGUGAAGUCCGAGUCAAAGACACCUGGUGGACUACCGGCUCGUCCGGUUCUCACAAGCUAUUACAAAAGCGAACAAUUCAAGAGACGUCCAUACGACCCGUACAACGUGUACACGAGCCCCAACGAAGCCAUCCUUUGUCCAGACUCGUCGCAGAGCAUGUACACUCAAAUGCUUUGCGGUCUCCUCAUGCGCCACGAAGUCCUUCGCCUCGGUGCUGUCUUCGCUUCCGGUCUCCUACGUGCCAUACGGUUCCUCCAAACCAACUGGCAAGAGCUCGUCAGCGAUAUCUCGACCGGAACCCUAAGCUCGAGAAUCUCUGACCCGGGGAUUAGAGAAAGCAUGUCCAAGAUCUUGACCGAACCGGACCAAGAAUUGGCUGACUACAUAACUUCGGUUUGUUGUCACGACAAUAACUGGGAAGGUGUUAUCACUAAGAUUUGGCCUAACACUAAGUACCUUGACGUCAUCGUCACAGGAGCCAUGGCUCAGUAUAUUCCGAUGCUUGAGUACUAUAGCGGCGGGUUACCGAUGGCUUGUACGAUGUACGCAUCGUCAGAGAGUUACUUUGGGAUUAACCUAAAACCGAUGUGUAAACCUUCUGAGGUUUCUUACACCAUUAUGCCAAACAUGGCUUACUUCGAGUUUCUCCCUCACGAAGACGCACCCGAAAGAACCGAGCUCGUGGAGCUGGCUGAUGUCGAGGUCGGGAAAGAGUACGAGCUCGUGAUCACUACCUAUGCGGGGCUUUACCGCUACAGAGUUGGCGAUAUUCUUCAGGUGACUGGCUUCUACAACUCCGCUCCACAGUUCAAGUUCGUGAGGAGGAAGAACGUUUUGCUUAGCAUUGAGUCUGAUAAAACCGACGAAGCUGAGCUCCAAAAGGCGGUAGAGAACGCGUCGUCGAUGUUACUUGAGGAGCGAGGAACACGCGUGAUAGAGUACACGAGCUACGCGGAUACCAAGACCAUACCUGGCCAUUAUGUCAUCUACUGGGAGCUUCUUGUGAAGGAUCAAGCCAACCCUCCGAGCGACGAGGUCAUGGCUAAGUGCUGCCUUGAAAUGGAGGAGUCGUUGAACUCUGUUUAUAGACAAAGCCGGGUUGCUGAUAACUCCAUUGGACCGCUCGAGAUACGUGUGGUGAAGAACGGGACGUUUGAGGAGCUCAUGGACUAUGCCAUCUCGAGAGGCGCGUCGAUUAACCAGUACAAGGUGCCGAGAUGUGUGACCUUCACGCCAAUCAUGGAGCUGCUUGACUCAAGGGUUGCUUCUACGCAUUUCAGCCCGGCGUUGCCACAAUGGUCACCUGAGCGACGUCGUUGAGAAGAGUUUGUGUUUUUUGCUUCUGUUUUAGGAUUUGUGUCGUACAAUAAGUUCGAUCGGUGUACGGAUGUUUUCCCCGAUGAAUGUGUUCUCUAGUACC
Brassica oleracea var. oleracea is the source of this 1929-nucleotide messenger RNA. Its product is annotated as indole-3-acetic acid-amido synthetase GH3.3. The record is from RefSeq and is a predicted model, not a curated record. Lineage: Eukaryota; Viridiplantae; Streptophyta; Magnoliopsida; Brassicales; Brassicaceae. Gene Ontology annotation, molecular function: acid-amino acid ligase activity. Gene Ontology annotation, cellular component: cytoplasm. The coding region runs from base 39 to 1829 and encodes 596 amino acids. The transcript has 3 exons.